AGAAUGUACUCUGCGGUGAAACUGUGCAGAAAGCGAUUGUUUAUUGGUGUAGAAGGCAAUGUAUUUUUCAUUAAUUUGGUAGUUUAGUUUUCGUUUUAAGCGAACUAUCGAUGGAUCCAGUCGGCAAGGAUAUUAAAGAGGCCAUUUGUGAGGCUGAAAAGUUUUUUUCAAUUACACUGGCUAAAGAAAAACUUUCUCCAGCAGCAGAAAUAGAGCGUACCUUGCUAGCAGAUAAGUUCAGAAAGUUAAAAACCCAACUAGGAUUGCAAAAUGAAUUACCUAGUGGUGGCAAAGCACCUCCACGUCCACCGAAGGGUGCAGUUCCAAUGCCAGCACCAGUACCUGUUGCCAAUGAUGACCAGGGUGGAGAUGAACUCUAUGAUGAUGUGGCUGCUGUAAUAGCACAGGAUGAUCAAUACUAUGAAAUGAGCCAAGAUGCCGAGGGAAAAGAGGUACCAUCUUCAACAGCUACAGAUACAGGUGGUGAGAAUUAUGAGGUGAUGUCAGCUGAGCAGGAAAGUAAGGCACAAGGUGGUGAAACUGCUGGUGAAGACUACAUGGCUAUGGAGGAUGAUCUACACCAAGAAGAUUAUGUAGAACCUCAAGCAGAGAACACUGCAGAUGAGGAUUAUGAAGUUCCAGAACAAAGUGUCAAGCCUCCAGCUCCAGCUGAGCAAGAAGAGAACUAUGAGAUCCCAGGUGCUGAUGAAAACUACGAAGACACAGACCCUUCUGGUCCAAAAGACACAGAUGUUGAGAUGUAUGAAGGUAUUGAACCACCAGAAAGUGUAGAUGGAACUGUCAACUGGAAUCAACUAAAACAGAGCACAAGUCCUGAGAACAUUCAAGGUGUCAUUAUAGGAGGUAUUUUGAACAAACGUCGCAAGGAAGGAAAGGUGUAUUUGGGGAGUAAGUUUCAGAAGAGGUACUGUGUGGUGCGUAAUCACGCGAUGUACUACUUUAAGGACAAGAAGGCCAACAAACAACAAGGACAUAUCUUGCUGCCAGGUUAUAAAGUACAGCUAGACAGCAAGAAAGGACGAGAGUUUCAUCUCACACAUUCGGGUGGCCAGAGGACUUACCAGUUUGAGGCAAACAAUAAAGAAGAAGCAGAAAAGUGGAUGAAAGCCAUUCAGAGGGCUUGUGAUGCUCCGCUGUCUGAUCAUCAAAGGGCUGAAUUAGAAGAACUCCGUAACAGGCAAACCUCAGGAGAUAAUGACAGCCUUCACUAUGUCCCAGUUGAAGCGGGACAAACGAAGAACGAAAGUGUGGAAGAAGAAGAGGAACUGUAUGAUGACACUCAAGAAGAUUUAUACGAGGCAGUAGAGACCGUUCAAUCAUCUGUGUCAAACCAGCCUUCUCCAGGACCCACACAAGAACUGGUUGACUACGAAGUUUCUCCCUCGGCUGUCCCUUCAAAACAAGCUCCGCUUCCUCCUUCUCCGGGCGAAGUCAAAACAGUCGAACCCAUACAAGAAGAGGAAUACGAACUACCUGAGACAUCUGCACCUCCACCACGACCCAUCAAGACAGAACCCAUGCCACCCAUCCCCAGCGGAGACAAUCCACCAGAGGUACCCCCCCCUCGACCUUCCAAAGGACAGCUACCCAUCCCUCCUGUCUCUCCUGCCCCACCUGCCCCUCCCGCACCGCAGCAAGAUGACAUGUAUGAAGUUGCUGGACCGGACGCCCCUAACGACACCUCAGACUUACCGCCUCCCCCACCCCCUGUGUUAGAGGAAGAAAAUUACGAAGUUCCCGAUAAUGAAGCUCCUGCUCCACCCCCGAUGCGUCCUCCCAAAAGACCUCAACCCCAGACUCCUAAACCGCAAGCCAUUCCUCUAGUGGAGUCACCAGCAGAAAAAGUUCCCGAGCGACCCUCAAAGCCGGUUGCUAAGCAACCACCUCCUGCACCUAAACGGAAAGUUGAACCACCCGCGAGUCCUGCAGAAGUUCAAACGAUCGAAAUCAACUAUGCUAACAUCUACCAAGCCCUGUGGACAUGUGAUGCAGACGACAAAGAUGAACUGGCAUUCCGGCGAGGUGACCUGAUUUAUAUUUACGAAAAGCCGCAUAACGAUUGGUGGAUCGGGUCUUUGUUCAAACCUCAGGGAUAUAGUGUAGGUCUGGUGCCGAAAAAGUACGUCAUGGAGGCGUACGAAAUGACCGCCUAAAGUUAGCUUGUAAAACAAUUUUCUACGCCUUCUUCUUCAACUGAGCGUCUCUUGUUAGUGCAAGUUUGUUGCGAAACCCAGUUCAACCAAUGAGCGAAAUCGGAAUAUUUUUCUGUAUUUUUUUUUUUUUUAUUCUGGUGCCUUUCACGCUUUCGAGAGAAAAACAUAGUUUACCAUCGGAUGCUAUGUAUCUAUGACCAUGGAUUAGUGAACAGGUUUUUUUUUUUACAAGGGAUGGACUUUUUAACUCUUAUAUAUUUCCUUAAGUAAACCGGAGAUGAUGUUAAAAAGGAGUAUAAUGAUUCUCGCAGUUAUAUUCGCCUCUCCUCCUUGUGAAGAUGUGUGAAAGCGUAAAAUGUAGUAAAUGCAUGGCAAAAGUAAAACGGCGAAACAAAACAAAAUCCAAUGACCAAGCGAUUAUAGAAAAACUCAGUUUUGUAUUUAGAGCAUUAUAAUAGUAUUUCUCCAAAUAAUUUUUUAGAAAGAAAUCUGUAUCAGUGAGGAACAAAUAGUUCUUAGUUAGUUUUCUAUAAAAACAAAGAGGACCUAAGAGAGUCAUUGAAAUUCCAAACGGCUGUCGAAUUUUUUAUAAUUUUACUAUCAACCAUCAUAGAGCGGAAUCUACUUCUAAUUAGAAGUUUUAUUUAACAAAUCUGUGUUACUCUCAAAUAUUAUUACAUAUAGUAAAGAAUACAGGUGAGUACUUCUUUGGAGUAUGUAAUAAAGUGAGCUACAGACAA
Stylophora pistillata is the source of this 2914-nucleotide messenger RNA. RefSeq lists its product as uncharacterized. Gene Ontology annotation, molecular function: protein binding. Gene Ontology annotation, cellular component: plasma membrane; cytoplasm. NCBI's taxonomy places the organism in Eukaryota, Metazoa, Cnidaria, Anthozoa, Scleractinia, Pocilloporidae. The record is from RefSeq and is a predicted model, not a curated record.